AUGAUUCGCAUGACUGCUCAGGUCCUUUGGUUCAUCCAGAGGUGUCGAAAGAAAAUUGUGGAGUUAGGCUACCUUAGACAGUCGGAAUUAGAUGGAGCUCUGCAUGUUAUAGUUAAAGAUGCUCAACAUCGUUACCUGAGUGAUUUGGUCGCCAGUUUGCAUAAAGGGACCACGAUCACGUCCAAGUCUUUAGCUUGUCUUUGUCCGUUCUUAGACUCGUUUGAUUUAAUUCGUGUAGGUGGUCGUAUGCAGAACUCUAAUUGGUCAGAACGGCGCAGGCACCCUAUGUUGAUCCCAAAAGAGUCCCACCUAGCUGUUCUUAUUACUCGUCAUUGGCACCUCUAUGCAUUUCAUGCUCGACCUCGAUUGCUUACCGCCCUUUUUCAACAACAAUUUUGGAUUAUUGGAAUCCGCCUUAUAGUUCACUGGGUGAUUCGCAAAUGUCUGACUAAUGCAAAAAUGUCGGCUGCUAACCCACAACCCAUCAUGGCAGCUCUGCCAAGCUUUCGGGUAAGGGAAGCACAUCCCUUUUCGAUGGUGGGGAUCGAUUACGCAGGUCCUUUGGAAAUGAAAGAGCUCAGUUUGCGAAAGUCCCGAAUUGUAAAAGUUUAUAUUGCCUUAUUUGUCUGUAUGACUACUAAAGCUGUGCAUUUGGAGUCAGUGACGGCACUGUCUACUGAUGCGUUUCGCUUAACACUAGAUAGGUUCGUAGCUCGUCGUGGUGUACCGAUUUCAAUCUAUUCAGAUUGUGGCACCAAUUUUGUCGGUGCGGCUCGUCAGCUAAGACACUUGGUCAAUCAUCUGGAUAGUAGGAGUCAGUUGGCUGGCCAUAUCGCUUGUGACUGGCACUUUAAUCCUCCGGCAGCUCCCCAUUUUGGGGGAAUCUGGGAAGCGGCCGUUAAAUCCGCAAAAUCCCUGCUCUUACGCGCCAUGACUUCUCAAGUUUGGACGUUGGAAGAAUUUACAACAGUCUUGUGUAGGGUCGAGGCGGCCUUGAAUUCACGUCCGCUGGUACCUGCUUCGCCUGAUCCGAAUGAUCUAGAAUGCCAAUACCUAGCCACUUUUUGGUUGGUCGACCUAUAA
Sipha flava (yellow sugarcane aphid) is the source of this 1083-nucleotide messenger RNA. RefSeq lists its product as uncharacterized. Gene Ontology annotation, biological process: DNA integration. Gene Ontology annotation, molecular function: nucleic acid binding. The transcript has a single exon. Lineage: Eukaryota; Metazoa; Arthropoda; Insecta; Hemiptera; Aphididae. The record is from RefSeq and is a predicted model, not a curated record. The coding region runs from base 1 to 1083 and encodes 360 amino acids.